Molecule: messenger RNA, 1754 nt
Organism: Stylophora pistillata
Lineage: Eukaryota; Metazoa; Cnidaria; Anthozoa; Scleractinia; Pocilloporidae
Source: RefSeq, a predicted model, not a curated record
AUGGAUACAAACUGGGAUGCCAAUUUUCCCGAGUUGCUCAGAGUUUGUGAUCAUGAAUAUGCAAGAGAAGUUAAGUUCAUUCAACCGGAACUUAGAUAUGCGGCUAAAGCGUUAGAGACGAAACCAAUAUUCGCCCUGGAAAUACCCUAUCCAUUGCUAAGGGAAUGGCACAAAAUGAUCACUGAGGACACCUCUGAGACAACAAAAGGUAGAGCAAGAGAGGCCUUAAAUGACAGGGUCAAGAAGUCAGUCCACAUUUUUGAGGGCCAGGAGAGCGAAAUCAAUGAAUGGAGAACUAAAAACAAGAACAUUGAACAGGAAAAAGAGGAGUUAUUCAAAGAAAUGACUCAGACUAUUGAGGAGAAGGAUAGAGUUAUUAGUUACCUACAAAACACAAAUAAGCAAUUGGAAGAAUAUUUGGUUUAUCUGGAAAAAUUAUCUAUUAAUGCUGAAUUCAAAGGGAAGCCAGUUUCUUCCAGUCAAAACAAAGCAAGAAAAUUAAAAAACUUUCUCACUAGGGCUGAAACUGCUCUUUGGUUCAGCAAAUAUUUUGAAUUAGACAUUAAAAGGAUUUUGGUAAAGGAGAGUGACUCAGGUGUGAAACACACCUUAUCCAUUAAGAAAAUUUUGCCUUGUGAUUUGGCAGGACCAAAUGAGCAAGCAACCACCCUGAAGUACAAUUCCCUCUCUGAGGAAGAAAAAAAGCAAGUCGAAGAAAUACUCUUCCUCUUGGACAAGUUUUGUGUGGGUGAUUCUUUUGUCCAUGAACUUACUAUGGUCACAGAUGGUCUUCCAAAGUCAUAUCUGAUUCAGCAAUGCAGAGCUAAUUUAAAUAAGCUAUGCCACAUAGACAGCCUACUAGGAAAAGCACCUGAGGCAAAAGUUAGUGCUGUUAAGGAGCUUAUCAAGGAGCAUGUAGUAGAGUACCUGAGAGAAAACCCAGCAACUGAAAAAAUCCAAAUCAAUAUAAAUGGUGAUGGGGCUCGUAUGACUCGGAAUUCCAGCUUUGUAUUGUUGUCCUUUUCAAUUUUACAGACAGGUCAUCAAGUUAUGACAGCCAAAGGAAACAGAACUCUUGCUAUCCUUAAUGGGAAAGAAGACUAUACCUCUCUCAAAGAGUCCUUUGGAAACAUUUUUAGUGAAAUUAACUGUAUCAUUACAGAAGCUAAAGUCACUGUUGGCCAUACUGAAAUCAAAACAGAAUUUUUCCUUGGUGGUGACUACAAAUUCAUUCUUAUCAUGUUAGGUUUAAAUGGAGCAACAGCUAACUACGCAUGUGCAUGGUGUAAGUUCCACAAGGAUGACAGAUGGAACACAGAUGAACAUUUCACUUAAUUCAAUUCAAAGCCACUAUCAAGGUCUUUACAGUAAAUGAGAGAAAUAUGAAAAAAAUCAAGGAUAAUUAUGGCUGCUGUAAGGAACCCUUUCUGCACAUUGAGUUGGACCAUAUUAUUGUUGAUAAACUUCACCUCUUUUUAAGAAUAACUGAUGUGUCAACUUCCAAUUUAAUAACAGAAGUUAUUGAUUGGGAUAUGGAGGAGAGUAUUCUAAACACCAGCAACAAACAGGGACACCUAAAUAAGUUGAUUAACAGCAUAAGGUCUUGUGGAGUAUCUUUCAAUAUUUGGAAAAGAACGAAUGCAGAUGGCAAAGAAAGUUCUGUUCACGACUGGACAAGUCUCAUGGGAAACGAUAAGAAAGCACUGCUGUAUCACCUUUCAGAGAAAAUGACUGUUUUCUUGAGGCCUGAAACU